Molecule: messenger RNA, 2325 nt
Organism: Anisakis simplex (herring worm)
Lineage: Eukaryota; Metazoa; Nematoda; Chromadorea; Rhabditida; Anisakidae
Source: the annotation of a GenBank genome assembly
AUGGAAAUGGAUCCACCAUCAAAACGUUAUCGUCGAGACGAUAAUGUGGAUCCAACAAAUCCAGAUCCAUCAAUGGUUGUACACGUACGCAAUUUAAGUCCGAAAGCAACUGAAGCGGAUCUGCUUGAAGCACUUGCUCAUUUUGGUGCAAUCUCGUAUGCUACUUGUAUGCCUGGAAAACGAAUGGCUCUCGUUGAGUUCGAGGAAGUAGAAGGUGCACGUGCGUGCGUUGUUUAUGCACAAACCAAUCAGAUAUAUGUCGCCGGACAAGCAGCUUUAUUCAAUUACUCAACAUCGAAAAUGAUUCAGAGACUUGGUCUCGAAUCGGAACAUCCUAAUCACGUCCUUAUUUUGACCAUUUACAACGCUCAGUACCCUGUCAAUGUUGACGUUAUCCAUCAGAUUUGCGAGCCACACGGUUUUGUGAAGCGCAUAGCAAUGAUACGACGUUCAAUGUUACAAGCAUUGGUUGAAUUCGAGAGUGCCGAUGUUGCCAAGAAAGCAAAACACGCUAUGAAUGGUGCUGAUAUCUAUUCUGGAUGCUGCACUCUUAAAGUCGAAUUUGCCAAGCCCGACCAUGUGAAGGUAACCCGAAAUGAUCAGGAUCAAUGGGACUAUACGAAUAGCGCACCAACAGAGUCAUUUCCUGAAGAAACGCGCAAACCACCUCUGUUAAAUGACAACGGUCCUUCACCUCGGGGUGGAAGAGGUGGUGGAUUUGGUCGAGGUCGUGGUGGUAAUGGAUCGGGCGGGAGUGCUGGAUAUGCGGGUGCUGCAGGGAGUGGUGGCUUGAUGAAUAUGAGGGGCGAACGAUACGGUAGUGAAACGGGUGCGAGUUACGGUAGGGGUGCUGCUAGUGGAGGUGCUGCAGGGUUCGGCGAGUUCGAUGAUGGAUACGGAGGAGGGGCUGCGAAUGAUGAUUAUUACGCCGGUAGAGGCGGGAGUGGUAACGGUGCAUACGAUAGAGAUGAGGGUGGCUACGGUGCUAGGACUGAAGGUGGAUACGGUAGAGGCGGUGGUUUCAACAGAGAUGGUGCGGCCGGUUACGGUAGAGAUGAGGGUGCGGGUUACGGUAGGGGAGGUGGGGGAUACGGUAGAGGUGACGCUGGGUACAGCAGAGGCGAAGGAGGUUAUGGCAGAGGUGAUGGGGCUUAUGGUAGGGGCGAGGGUGGAUAUGGUAGAGGUGAUAGCGGAUACGGUAGAGGGGAUGGGGGAUACGGUAGAGGAGAUGGAGGAUACGGUAGAGGCGAUGGUGGAUAUGUUAGAGGAGAGGGUGGAUACGGCAGAGGUGAAGGUGGUUACGGUAGAGGUGAUGGUAAUUAUGCUAGAGGCGAGGGUGGUUACGGUAGAGGUGAAGGUGGGUACGGUAGAGGGGAAGGUGGGUACGGUAGAGGUGAGGGUGGAUUUAGCAGAGGUGGAGGUGGUUUCGGCAGAGGCGAAGGCGGUUACGGUAGAGGCGACAGCGGAUACGGUAGAGGUGAGGGUGGGUUUGGCAGAGACCGUGGAGGGUUUGGUCGAGGAGAAGGGGGCUUCAGCAGGGGGGAAGGUGGAUUCGGUCGGGAUCAUGGAGGGUACGGCAGAGGAGAGGGUGGGUUCGGCCGAGCCGAGGGUGGAUUCGGCAGAGGAAGAGGUCGUGGUGCUAUAGGAGGUGACUAUUAUCAUAAUGAUCCUGGUGCUGAUGGUCCAGUUGUCAUGGUUUAUGGAAUUGAUCAGAAGAAUUUCAACUGCGACAAAAUAUUCAAUCUGUUGUGCUUAUAUGGCAAUUGUGACCGUAUUAAGUUCAUGAAGUCCAAACCGGAUACGUGCAUGGCUCAAAUGGGCAGUGUACGUGAAGUGUAUACGGCUAUUGAUAAUCUCCACGGUACGAUUCUAUUCGGUCAGAAGUUAGCACUUCGACCAUCGAAACAGCAAAUCUUGCAUGAAAUUCGUGAUCCAUUUGAUCUACCGGAUGGUACUCCUUCAUUCAAAGAUUAUGUGGGAAGUCGCAAUCAGCGCUAUUCAACGCCAGAGCAUGCGUCUCGUAAUCGAAUCGUUAAACCAACAAAUGUUUUACAUUGGUUCAAUGCACCAGUUACGAUGACUGAGGAGAAACUAAAGGAGUUGUUCGCUGAUCGUGGUGCCGCGAAGCCGAAAAAUGUAACGAUGUUCCCACAAAAGUCCGAAAGAAGUUCAUCGGGAAUCUGUGAAUUUGAUAGCACUGAACAAGCUGUUGAAGCGCUUCUACUUGCCAAUCACACACCUGUUGAUAGUCCUCUUGGAAAAGCGCCGUAUAUUGUGAAAUUAGCAUUUGCGGGAGGCCGUGAUGGAAGAGAUUUUCGUACGUAA